Leopardus geoffroyi (Geoffroy's cat) is the source of this 1771-nucleotide messenger RNA. It is a transcript of the gene STAP1, whose product is annotated as signal transducing adaptor family member 1. The transcript is spliced from 11 exons. Gene Ontology annotation, molecular function: protein kinase binding; signaling adaptor activity. Lineage: Eukaryota; Metazoa; Chordata; Mammalia; Carnivora; Felidae. Bases 284 to 1138 code for a protein of 284 amino acids. Gene Ontology annotation, biological process: cell surface receptor protein tyrosine kinase signaling pathway; positive regulation of B cell receptor signaling pathway. The record is from RefSeq and is a predicted model, not a curated record.
GGCAAUCGGAGGAUUGAACGUAAGGCUGGGGAUUUCCGUAAAGCUGCUCUGAGCAGGCACCGUCUCGAGAACAGCCUUUAUUCUUGAGCCGGGUGUAAAACUUGUCAGCGGUUCUAUUACAGAGUAAAAAAUAAUAUUUGGAAGGAUAAAGGGAAGGGGAACUAUAUAUUAACUCUACAAUCAGACUGGGUUCCAUUCUACUCCCAAGAAUUCUGUCAUAAUGGGAGAUCUCAUUUUGUUUGAGACUGGAUAUAGUUGAAAUCAAACCACACACCAAGAGGGUAUGAUGGAUAAGAAGCCCCCAAAACCAGCUCCUCGCAGGAUCUUCCAAGAAAGGUUAAAGAUUACUGCUCUACCUUUGUACUUUGAAGGUUUUUUGUUAGUCAAGAGGUCAGAAUGCCAGGAGUAUAAACAUUACUGGACAGAGUUGAGAGGAACUACACUUUUUUUUUAUUCUGACAAAAAAAGUCCAACAUAUAUUGACAAGUUAGACAUAAUAGACCUCACAUGCCUUACUGACCAGAAUUCAACCGAAAAGAAUUGCGCAAAAUUCACCCUUGUUUUACCAAAAGAGGAAGUGCAACUGAAGACAGAAAACGCAGAAAGUGGGGAAGAGUGGAGAGGCUUCAUUCUUACAGUAACAGAGCUCUCAGUUCCCCUACACGUGUCACUCCUUCCUGGGCAAGUAAUUCGACUGCAAGAAGUCCUAGAGAGAGAGAAAAGGAGGAGGAUUGAGACAGAGCGGAUACCGAGUUCAGCUAUAGAAAAGGAGCAGGAACCUACUGAAGAUUAUGUGGAUGUACUGAACCCUAUGCCAGUAUGUUUUUAUGCGGUGUCCCGGAAAGAAGCAAUCGAGAUGCUUGAGAAGAACCCUUCUUUGGGAAAUAUGAUCCUGAGGCCUGGUAGUGACAGCAAAAACUAUUCCAUCACUAUCCGGCAGGGGAUAGACAUGCCAAGAAUCAAGCACUACAAAGUGAUGAGUGUAGGAAAAAACUACACCAUUGAACUGGAAAAACCUGUAACGCUCCCAAACCUGUUCAGCGUCAUUGAUUAUUUCAUGAAGGAGACUCGAGGAAAUUUACGACCAUUUAUAUAUUCAACUGAUGAACACCUUGAGACCAAAGGAUUUCCUGUAUGAUCUCUAAAACUGAAAAAAAAAAAUGUUUAGGGUGGCAGGGAUUGUGAUAUAAUUGCUUCAUGUCAGUUAUCUAAUACUGUGUAACAAACUACCCUAAAAUAUGGUAGUUAAGUCAGUAACCAUUUUAUUCACAAUUCUGUGCUUUGGCGAUUUGGAUUGGAUUCAGCUGGGCAGUUCUUCGCUAGUCUCACUUGCUGUCACUUACACAAUGGUAAUUAGCUGGUGGCCUGCCUGGGGCUGUAUGUUUCAAGUUGGCAUCAUUCACACAUCUGAUGCUGGUGGUCAGCUGGAUCUGGCUGUACCACUCUUUUCACAUAUUCUCUAAUAAUUGAGUUAGCUCAAGCUCUCCCACACAGAUCUCGGAUCUGUUAAGAAAAGGAUAGCUCAAAUCCUUGGGCUAGAAAUUCUUAGUGUUAAGAAUCAAGUAUGGCCCUGUUGGAGGUUUUAGUAUGGCAGAAACUGUGAAUUAAGUAAAUAAAUCCGAGAGUGAAGUGUCUUAUGUACAGGGGCUGUACAUCUUUCUUUUUUAAAAAUUUAAUUUACAUGCAAUAAAAUUCACUUUUUGGUGUAUGGUCCUAUGAGUUUUGACAACCACCACUAGAAUAAAAAUACAGAAAGUUCUGUCACCUCAAA